Macroventuria anomochaeta is the source of this 567-nucleotide messenger RNA. RefSeq lists its product as uncharacterized. The transcript has a single exon. The coding region runs from base 136 to 474 and encodes 112 amino acids. NCBI's taxonomy places the organism in Eukaryota, Fungi, Ascomycota, Dothideomycetes, Pleosporales, Didymellaceae. The record is from RefSeq and is a predicted model, not a curated record.
UCCUUUGCCGCACGUAAGCCGUGAUCCAACAAGCGGAUUAGGCUUAGUGCCGUUGGCGGCUUUCUGCCCACGGGAUCUUCCUCGUUGUAUCCACAACCUCACAUCACACAGACGGUGAGCACCUACUUCGAAGCGAUGGCUACACCGAUACACAGAUCUGCGGUCCCCGGUUGUUGCUGUGUCACAUGCCACCUAGUGUCGGAAGCGGCACCUCAUACUUGCACCAGUUCACCGCUGCAUCGCUCAACACUCCGCAAAUAUGCACGCAAUUGUUCGAAAACCUUACAUGGUGAAGUGCAGGUAGCUACUUGCGGCAUCAGUGCUUCGCCAAGCCUCCUUCAGCGUCGCUUGCAGCCUCAUCUGCAUCUCGCAAGUUAUGGAAGUGACAGGGCGAAUGUUGACGAUCCUCGAGCUCACGAAAUUUGCAACAUAGCUUUGCUACGGACAACAGGAAUCACAACGUCGAAUCGCUGAGACUGCCUUGCUUGCCACCACAACUGCGUUUGUCAUGGAAAGCAAGUUUGGCUCGAUUGAUAUUCGCCUCUCGCAAUGAGUCGCAUUGCUUUG